Mercenaria mercenaria is the source of this 519-nucleotide messenger RNA. RefSeq lists its product as uncharacterized. The transcript has a single exon. The record is from RefSeq and is a predicted model, not a curated record. Bases 1 to 519 code for a protein of 172 amino acids. Lineage: Eukaryota; Metazoa; Mollusca; Bivalvia; Venerida; Veneridae.
AUGCUAGAAACCGAAGAUUACAUGCUGCAUCUCAAGAUUCGAAUCCGGAACCUGGAGGCACAACUGAGAAAACAGACCAAAGACCAUUUACCGCCACCAUUGCUCAAUCCCGUAGAUUUGUCGCAAUAUGAGCAGCCUAGGAACAGUACGAACAGUGCAACCACCGCAGAUCGUUCAGGAAAUACAACCGACAGCACUUCCGGCAGAGAAGUAAGUAACAUUUCUAUACAAUCAAACCAGUCUUCACAGUUUCAUAAAUUACCAAAACUGACACUCCCAAUAUUUACCGGAAAUAUCUUGGAAUGGCAGACAUUUUGGGAUUCGUUCGAAUCGAGUAUUCAUAACAACGAAUCAUUAUCAGACGUCCAGAAAUUCAGCUACCUUAGGUCCUUAUUAUCAGAUGAUGCAGCCAGAGUGAUCGAGGGAUUCCAGCUGACCCAUUCUAACUACAUGCAAGCAAUUGAAUUGUUGCGUGAACGUUUCGGACAGGAACACAAAAUCGUAAAUGCAUACAUGUAA